AUGGAUCCUACAUCCAUAAUAAAGAACCAUGUCGAGAAACCGGAAAAAUUCAAAGGGACGGAUUUUAGACACUGGCAACAGAACAUGUUGUUUUAUUUAACAACUCUUCACGUCUCCAACGUGUUAACGGAUGACGAGCCCUGUAAUCCACCCGUGAGUCUUGGACAAAAUGUUCCUACCGCUACUCAAAUGAAACAAUUUGAGAAAGCAGUGGAAACUUGGAAGAGCAACGAAUAUAAUUGUAUAAAUUAUAUUCUAAAUGCUCUUGAUGAUUCCAUAUAUGAUAUCUACUCAACUUUCAAAAUCGCAAGAGAGAUAUGGGAAUCAUUACAGCAUAAGUAUAAAAACAAAGUUGCUUGUUCCAAACGAUUUGUGGUAGAAAAAUUCCUACACUACAAAAUGAUUGACACUAAAUCAAUCGUCAAACAAGUUGAGGAACUCCAAGUCAUCACUCACGAGUUGGAAGUGGAAGGUAUGGGCAUCAACUCUAACUUUUUGGUAGGGUCUAUAAUUGAGAAGUUACCUUCGUCAUGGAAGAACUUCAAAUUGUACCUGAAACAUUUAACUGAUGAUAUGAGCUUUGAACAACUUGUCCUCAAACUCCGAGUUGAGGAGGAUAACAGGUUGUCUGAAAAAGCCGAUGCUAGUUCCUUGAGCCAAAUGCAAAUAAGAUGGCUUCAUAGGGCAAAAGAUUGUAGACACAAGAGAGAUCAUGGUGGUGGUGGAAAUGGUGGUGGAGGUGCUGGACCGUCUCACCAAGCCAACAUGGCUGAUUCUGAAACUCAAUUCAUCGGCGUGGUGGAAGAAAAUUUGGUGACUAACACUACGGAUUGGUCGCUUGAUACCGGAGCCACUAGACACAUAUGCAAUAUCAGAGGCUCAUUUGCUACAUACCAAAAGGUUAGUAAUGAAGAACCGAUGUCUCUGGGGAAUGCGACGACGGCAACGGUAGAAGGCAAAGAAAAGCGAUUCUGA
Cynara cardunculus var. scolymus (artichoke) is the source of this 975-nucleotide messenger RNA. RefSeq lists its product as uncharacterized. The record is from RefSeq and is a predicted model, not a curated record. Lineage: Eukaryota; Viridiplantae; Streptophyta; Magnoliopsida; Asterales; Asteraceae. The coding region runs from base 1 to 975 and encodes 324 amino acids. The transcript has 2 exons.